Alternaria arbusti is the source of this 1869-nucleotide messenger RNA. RefSeq lists its product as uncharacterized. Lineage: Eukaryota; Fungi; Ascomycota; Dothideomycetes; Pleosporales; Pleosporaceae. Bases 1 to 1869 code for a protein of 622 amino acids. The transcript has 3 exons. The record is from RefSeq and is a predicted model, not a curated record.
AUGGGUUCCGUUUCGCAGGAUGAACGCAAAGUCGCCAUCAUCACCGGUGGCUCGAGCGGAAUCGGUUCCUGGCUAGCAGCCCGGUUGCAGGCGAGAGGCUACCGUGUCGCGAUCUGCGGUCGACGUGAAAGCGAAGGCAAAGAAGUCGCUUUAUCAAUUGAUGCGACAGGAGAUUCGGUCAUCUUUGUCCAAUGCGACGUCAGCUCCUACGCCUCGCAAACCAACCUCUUCCAAACCACCUGGAACAAAUGGGGCCGCCUGGACGUUCUGAUUGCGAACGCGGGCUUUCCUGAUCGUGGCUCCGUGUUCAACCUCAACCGCCGCGAUGCGCCCAUCGGCGACUUGCCUCCCGAACCAGAUACCAGCUGUACAGACGUCGUGGUGAAAGGACGAAUGUAUGGCACGACGUUGGCAACACACUACAUGCGCCACAACCCAGGGGGCAAAGGUGGCAAGAUCAUCAUCACAGGAAGCAUGCUGGGCAUAUAUCCAUGCCACAGCUUUCCAGAGUAUUGCUCUGCCGAAGCAGCGACAGCAAUGUGGACGAAGACAACCGGACCUGUUCUGCUGGCCAAAGACAACAUCUCCAUCAACUGUUUGAUGCUCGGUCCAAUCGAAACUCCAGUCAUGCCUGGCUUUAGCAAAGCCUUUCACCCCGAACACAUGAUGCUCCAAUCGACCCUCUUCGACGGUUACGAUCUGUUCCUGGAUGACGAGAAGAACCAGAGGACAGGGCAAGUUGUCGAGAUAGCACACGACAGAUUGACAGAAUGGGGACAUCCGGGCUACAAGAACGGAGCUUUCUCGAAGCGUAGCGAGGCUGUCUUCGAGCCAUGGUUUGCCAUGGUGCACGGAGAGAAGAGCGGGUUACCAGGUACAAUCCACGACUGGCCGAACCGCGGCAACAAAAUCAUCGCUGUGACAGGCGCGACAGGAAGCCAGGGUGGCGGAGUAGUCAACAUCAUGAAGAAAACGCCAGGCUGGUCAGUCAGGGCGAUCACCCGAAAUCCGGACAGCGAUGCAGCAAAAAAACUCGCCGCGGAGGGUAUUGAGGUUGUAAAAGCCGAUUUCGAAGACGAGGCAUCGUUGCGAGCCGCCUUCGAUGGCGCAAAUGCCGUCUUCGCGGUCACGAAUUGGUGGGAAGCGCUCUUCCGGGGCAAAAGCCAGCAUGAAUGUGGCGAGAUCGAAGAGCAAUAUGGCAUGAACCUCGCUCGGGCUGCCGCGGCCACGCGUUCCGUUGAACACUACAUUUGGUCGACUUGCCCAAGCGCGAAGCGUCGGUUCUGGGACAAGAUGGAAGCGCCGCACAUGGACUACAAGGCUAAUGUGGAUGCUCGCAUCAAAGCCGAGUUGCCGCAACUUGCUGCCAUCACGACUUACCUGUACUUCGGAUACUAUCCGCAGAACAUGGCGUUCUUCCCACUCUGCAAGCCCUUUGAAUACCCCGGCACCGGCAAAUACAUCCAAGCGAUGCCCACGAAGCCCGACGCCAAAGUCCUUGUAGCCGGCGAUAUGACAGUCAACCCCGGCAUCUGGGUGCGCCAAGUCCUUGUCACUGGCGGCAAAGCCUAUGGUAGAUACGCGAAUGUUGCGCUCGAGAAGAUGACAUACCAGGAGAUGGUCGAUGUAUGGUCGGAAGUCACUGGCAAGAGCUGUGUCUUUGCUGAGCUCAGUAUGGAGACGGCGGCCAAGUUUUACGGCAAUGUGGGCAAUGAACUGGCGCUCCAGUUCAAGUAUGGUGAGGCUUGCGAUCCUUGGGAGGUCACCGAGGAGCAUGUGAGCCCAGAGGAGCUAGGCAUAGAUGCUGGGGAGGUCGUUGGGUUCAGGGGCACGAUCGAAGGCCUCCACGCAGCGGGGUUCUGGGCUUGA